Molecule: messenger RNA, 3672 nt
Organism: Sardina pilchardus (European sardine)
Lineage: Eukaryota; Metazoa; Chordata; Actinopteri; Clupeiformes; Clupeidae
Product: zinc finger protein 384-like
Exons: 2
Coding region: 376-1821 (481 amino acids)
Biological process (GO): regulation of transcription by RNA polymerase II
Molecular function (GO): DNA-binding transcription factor activity, RNA polymerase II-specific; RNA polymerase II cis-regulatory region sequence-specific DNA binding
Source: RefSeq, a predicted model, not a curated record
UAUGAUGAAUAGCAUAGCCUGUGCCAGCAAAGUUUUGAACCACUGCAAACUCUUUACUGGAUUAACCAUGACUAUUCUGCCAUGAUGCAUGCCUAAGACAUAUGGUUUAAUUCUAGCUGAUAUCAGGGGUAAGAAAUUCACAUGUACGUUGAAAAUGUUGGAUUGUGUUAGCCAAGUCGCUAGCCAUAUUGUUGAUGUCAGUCAGCCAGACCCUUUUGGAGAGAAAUGUACUCGUUAAAGUAACAUGUAACGAUGUGUAAACGUGAGCUUCCGUCCAGCAGCAGACAUCUGACCACAUGAGUACGAUAUUCGUUUAGAAAUACCACUUGUUUUCGGCCCUAGUCGCAGGUUCCAGAGCAGCGAAUAGCCAACACAAUGACUAAAGUAGAGCGCCUUAACGCCCGAGUGGCGAAACUGUUGACGGUGGCGGUGCAUGAGGUCCUGGAGGUGGUGCGGGAAACCGUGUCGGAGUACCAGGAGAAAACCGCUCGCACUCAGCGGGAGAACGAGCGGCUCCGGAGAAAGCUACAAGAACUCCAGGACAAGCAGAGGAGAGAGUGCGCGGGGACUGUGCCAUCUGUCAGUGGAGGUUCUUUGGAGAGGACUCCAGCUUUCCAGGAGACUUUGACUCUCAAGCAAGAACAAGGUGUUGAAACACUGCAGGACUCUGAACCAACUCCAGCUGACAUAGAGCAGAUCAUCAUAAAGUGUGAUUCGCCAAGAGAAGGCACUGACGUCUCCUGCAAAGACGUGCCUGUCGUCCAGAAUGAGGGCUUUGCAGAGGACCGGGAUGAGGAUUCCGUUCAUUUUGUGGCCAGUUACACGAACGCUGCUGCCAUGGAAAUUCCCAGCACACGGAAAUCCCAGAGACAGACUCUGAGAUGCAAGGUGGAGACAGACUCUGAACAACCUCCUGAGGCAGGAACCGCCACAGAGAGUACGUUGUUUGUAGAUAAAUGUCCAGAUGGAAGCCCCAACAUCCUGAACUCCGGGCAGAUCGGGAUACCGCAGUCACAAGCCAAACAUCUCAUCAAUGCCGUAGGUACAGACUCCUCGGUCAACGCUACUGCGGAGACCUCACCUGCUCACGCUCCGCCACACACUUCCUGCUCGGGAACAUCAGGCUACCCCUACCUCACUGUUACUCAGAUCAAAACCGAGGAAGACACAGAUGACUGCGGCGUCGGUGGUGGUGGCGGCGGCGUCUGUGGCGUCAGCGCCCCCCAGAGGGAUGACUAUGUAACUGCAGACUUUGACGGCUUCAGGGAUGAGCCGGAUCAUUCCCACGAACGGCAGGUGGCGGCGGCAGCAGCAGCAGCAGCCUCCAGCUCCUGUAGGGUGUCUUACGUGCCCCACUGCACGACCGCUCUUCAGCAGGACAGCCUUUUUCUGGAGAACGGCUACGAGGCUAUGAGUCCAGACGCCAACUCAGGCGGCGUAGGGGGGCCUCUGAGCCGUCGAGGGCUCGGGGUGGGCGGAGGCAGGGGCGGUGGAGGGGGGCGUCUCCCGCGCCCCUACACACGGCAUCACCCCAACCACACGGGGGCGCCGAAGCGCUACAGCUGCCCGGUGUGCGGACGCAGCUUCAACCACGCGGGCGACUUCAAGAAGCACAAGCGCGUGCACACCGGCGAGAAGCCGUACGCUUGCGGCGUGUGCGGGAAGAGGUUCAGCCAGUCGGGCUACCUGACGGUACACCUGCGCUACCACACGGGCGAGCGGCCGUACAGCUGCAACCUGUGCGGCCGCAGCUUCAGCCACUCCAGCAACUUCAGGAAGCACCAGCAGACACACGUGGGACAGGUGCUGCUGAACACGUAGCACAUCGCCUGCUGACACACGUGGGACAGGUGCUGCUGAACACGUAGCACAUCGCCUGCUGACACACGUGGGACAGGUGCUGUUGAACACGUAGCACAUCGCCUGGUGACACACGUGGGACAGGUGCUGUUGAACACGUAGCACAUCGCCUGCUGACACACGUGGGACAGGUGCUGUUGAACACGUAGCACAUUGCCUGCUGACACACGUGGGACAGGUGCUGCUGAACACGUAGCACAUCGCCUGCUGACACACGUGGGACAGGUGCUGUUGAACACGUAGCACAUUGCCUGCUGACACACGUGGGACAGGUGAUGUUGAACACGUAGCACAUCGCCUGCUGCUCUCCAGUUCCAGUAUGGCCCUCUGAAGUUUCGCCUACAAAAACGCCACCAUCUUUGCCCAAAUAAGGAGAUCCGGUAUCUUGAGAUUUUUUUUUUAUGGGAAAAUAACAUGGGGAUUUAGAAUGUUCACACCUGUUAAACUCUCACGGGGACGCAGAAAUUGGAAAUGCAGUAGACCUCUGAAGUUCGCCUACAAAUAGGAUCCAAAGCGGCCAUCUUUGCCCAUAUAAGGAGUUCCGGGUGUUAAUUGGAGCUAACUGCCAAUGGCGGGUUGUAUUGUAAGUUAGCCCUGGGGUAGCAAAGAUCGAAGUGUGCCGUCUUCACCUACCAAAAAUCACAGUAUCCACUUGUAGGCAGGGGACAAAACUUUGUAGCGCAAAACGUCUGCAUUUCCAAUUUCUUCGUCCCUGUAAGGUGCGAAAAUUCAAAAUCCCCAUGUUAUUUUCCCAUAGAAAAAAUCUCAAGAUACCGGAUCUCCUUAUUUAGGCAAAGAUGGUGGCUUUUUUGUAGGUGAACUUCAGAGGUCUUUGCCCUGAAGCUCAGUGCGGAGGAUCAGCUGGAGCCUAUUAACUGAAGAACGUUGUGGCGCAAUUCUUACCUGAAAAUGUUCUGUGGCCUACGUACGUUUUUAGUCACAACUUUGAUCAAUUUACAAGACUAAUAAAGCAUUUCCUAUUUUUUUUUUUUUUUUUUUUUCAUGUUUCAGUUCCAUGUACACGUGGGUCUACAAUAAUGUAAUGCAAAUUCAUAAAGCAUCUCCACAAGUUACAACAAGAUAUUUAUGCCCAGAUUUGCCCCUGGCUGUUCCCGAUCAAAAAUAGGUUUGAUGAUUGCAAAAUAACACAUAAUGUAUUAUUAUUUUUUACUGUUAUUAUUUCUGAUUAAUUGGUUUAAAUAUGAAUAUUUAAUCAUAAAUGUAAUUUCAGCUUAAUUGCAACUUUUUUUUAUGUAUUUAUUGCAAAUGGCCACUCCAGGCUAACCUGUAGUUUCUCAAUGGACCACCAGAGGGCUGUGACACCAGUUCAGAUUGUUUGGCUCUCAUCUAGCAGAGGUGGACACCGCAGUGUGUAAACAAUCAACAAUUUACAUAAUUUCAGAAGGAACAUGUGGUAAAUGUGUGGAUACAUGCUGAUAGUUAUAUGUAAUUGAUUUAUUGAUUGAAUAAUGUGUUAAAGGAACACACCAGCUUUUUGGGAGAUGUUCAUGUUUGCUGUAACAUUGCAUUAACAUUGGUUUUGUUGCACUGUGUCAAAAUGUACAGAAAGAGCAGGAAUGUAAUCAAAUAAAAUGCCAGUACUAGAAGAGUGGUGGGUUUGACAUGGUGAAAUAUGGAACAUUUGUUCAUGUACCUGUAAAUACAGUAGGCCUACAUUGUUGUUUUGUUAACAAACCCACAAACUGUAUCAUUCAAGGAACAACUUUAUUUAUUUAUGUCCGUGUUUAAUAAAAAAACUUUUUUUCUAUACAAUUUAAAUUAUAUUUGUAAAUACGUGCAAUGAAGUUUUUU